This is a messenger RNA of Rotaria sordida, 336 nucleotides long. The record is from the annotation of a GenBank genome assembly. Lineage: Eukaryota; Metazoa; Rotifera; Eurotatoria; Philodinida; Philodinidae.
AUGUUUCAAAAACAAUAUUUAAUCGACAAAAUAAUUAUCACUCGAGAUUCUUAUCGAUAUGAACAUCAAAAAGGAUUCAAAAGUCCUACAAUUCAAGAAACAACUACUACACAUACGGCCACGGACCUGCAGGCGCAGAAAUCUAAUCAACUAAUUGUCAAUGGACAGCAAACAACUUGUGGCAACAAAGAAGAAUUCACAGAACAUCAUCAAACAUAUUUUGGACCACGCAGCACGGCAUCAAGAUCAUACAAUACAUAUUCGGACUCUGCAAACAAUUAUAACACUUCUCCAACACGAUUACAACAACGUGAAGUUACCUCAGAUACUUCCUAA